Messenger RNA from Ciona intestinalis (vase tunicate), 1152 nucleotides. The record is from RefSeq and is a predicted model, not a curated record. NCBI's taxonomy places the organism in Eukaryota, Metazoa, Chordata, Ascidiacea, Phlebobranchia, Cionidae.
CAUGCAGUUACCAACACCGAUUUGCCUGACUCUGUUGGAUUAUUCACGUCUGCACCGUGAGCGAGUACGAUAUCAAGACAUCGCUUAUGACGUUUCGUUGCCGCAGACAGGCAGUAGAAAAGAACAUCUAAAAGUCAACAGGGUAUUAGAAGUGUUUAUUCUGUUCUGCUGCUUAAAUUUACAAGUACCUCUAGGAGCAACUGUGGUUUUACUCAACGAUCAAAAGCGGAACGGAUAGUCGUCAUUGCAUUAAUAAUUCAUACACUUGGUUGACUUAUACCCGUCGUCAACAUCAAUAAUUGAUCUUAACUGUCGCGGACAUAAUAAAUUCGGUUGCUCGAAUUUUUUAAGACAUUUAUUAACACGGACAAAAACUUAGUACUGAUUCUGGUUAUCAUGAGACGGCGGCGCAUUUCCAGCACAAAUUUGCAAAGCGCAGUUGACGUUGACGACUACAGGCGAAAGCCUGCUGUCAGGUGCGGAAACCUGGUAAAACUCGGAAACAAUGUAUUUAGAUUGCAAGAUUUACCCGAAGACAGCUGGCUGUGCCGUUCUUUAGAGAUUAUCGGAUUGUUUGUCGUCGUUCUGCUUGUCUACGUCACGUAUUUUCACUACGAGUCGCUUCACUUUCACGUUGCGAAGGGUUACGGUCACCUCGGCUACGCCCCUGCCCAGCAUGUAGUCGGACAGCGAUACUUGACCGGGCGAGGCGCCCCAAAGAAUGAGACCGAAGCUAUGAAGUGGUUCAAAUAUGCCGCCGACCAAGGCCACGCAGAAGCGUCAUUCAACCUCGCUGUUGGACACAUACACGGAAUAAAGACUGGGCUACGACCAGGACAACCAACUAGAUUGCUUUACCAUGCCAGGAAAAAUGGAGUGGAAGAAGCAGAACAUGCUUUAUCACUUUGUGCGAGAAGAGGAUGCGAUAUGUGAUAAGACAUCAAACCCUUUGUGCACAUUUUCUGUGACUUCAUUUUCUAUUUUUACUUUUGAACCAGGUUUUUCACCGCCUGGACUAUGUUCGAAAACUAAUUCUCUACUUCGUUCGAAUCUAUAGGGCGUAGUCGAUUGCAGUACUUUCUGUGGUUAUAUAUUCACACAAGUACUGUUCCCCAUAGCUUUUGAUACAAAUACAGUUACGUCUUUAUGGAA